Messenger RNA from Syzygium oleosum, 2705 nucleotides. RefSeq names its product protein NPGR1. NCBI's taxonomy places the organism in Eukaryota, Viridiplantae, Streptophyta, Magnoliopsida, Myrtales, Myrtaceae. The coding region runs from base 266 to 2407 and encodes 713 amino acids. The record is from RefSeq and is a predicted model, not a curated record. The transcript is spliced from 5 exons. Gene Ontology annotation, molecular function: protein binding.
CUUUCGAUCGGCUUUCUCGUUGCUGUUGCUUUUGCGGUCUCUAUGCUAAACUAUCGGCAAAUGCGAUGCCCGUGAAUUUGUAUUUGGCUAGUUCUGAAGAGAUUCUUGCUUACAAUUUUUUGCAUAUUGACGGUGUCCUGUUCGGCUUCCGUUGCUGAAGGUUUCUUCGACCAUGAAGGAGCGCUUGGAGAAGUGACGCUAUCCCCUCGGUUUCCCUCCCUUGUGCUAUUUGAAUCCCGCGUGUUUUCUCCGAAGCGGAAAAACUAUGUUGUGCGCUUGCUCUGGGGAGCAGUUCAAAUUCGAGGAUCCGCCCCAGUCGCCGCAGUCCUUGGCUACGAGGGAUUUCUCCGCAAGCGGUCUUUCGUCGAGGACUGGCGACUGGGAUUCGAAAUUCGAGGAUACCCAAGUUGAUGAAGUUGAAUCUACUCUCAAAGAGGCUCUCUCAUUGAAUUAUGAGGAAGCGAGGGCUUUGUUGGGGAGACUAGAAUAUCAAAGAGGGAAUUAUGAUGCUGCCCUUCAGGUCUUUCAGGGCAUUGAUAUCAAAGGCUUAAUCCCACGGAUGAAAAAGGCUAUUACAGAGAGGGCGCGCCCGAGAAAACCCCGUUCGAGAGGUGAUAAUGUUCCUGUAAAUGUUUUGUCCAUGCAUUCCGUCAGCCUGCUUCUUGAGGCAAUCUUGCUCAAAGCUAGAUCUCUGGAAGGUCUUGGGCGUUACAUAGAGGCUGCAAAGGAGUGCAAGAUAAUUUUGGAUACAGUUGAGUCAGCACUGCCUAAUGGGAUGCCUGAGGGGAUUGCUGAUGAUUGCAAAUUGCAGGAGAUGUUUCACAAAGCUCUAGAGCUGCAGCCUGAUCUUUGGAUAAAAGCAGGCUUACUUGAUGAAACCAUUGCUGCUUACCGCAGAGCUCUAAUGAGACCGUGGAACCUGGAUCCUCAUAAAUUGGCCAAUGUGCAGAAGGAAUUAGCUUCCAUAUUACUUUAUGGUGGGAUUGAAGCUAGCCUUCCCCAUCAAUUACCGUCAUGGGCCCCAACUGCCCCAAAAAGUAACAUAGAAGAAGCCAUCCUUUUGCUGCUGAUACUCAUGAGAAAGGUGACAUUUGGCGAGAUAGGUUGGGAUGGUGACAUCAUUGAUCAUCUAUCCUAUGCUCUCUCAGUCACCGGACAGUAUGAAUUAUUAGCAACUCAUUUUGAGCAGGUCCUUCCUGGGGUAUACAGUCGAGCAGACAGAUGGUACUUUCUGGCACUAUGCUAUGCUGCUGCUGGACAUAAUGAUACAGCAUUGAACCUUUUAAAGAAGAUUUCUGGUUCUUCAGAAGCGAAGCACAAGCCCCACAUUCCUUCCCUUUUGUUGGGCGCAAAGCUUUGCUCCCAAGGCUUGAAGCAUGCAAAUGACGGCGUAAAGUUUGCGCGUGAAGUCAUUGAGCUUGGCACUACUUGCACAAAGCAUUUCUCGAGUCAAGCCCAUAAAUUUCUUGGAAUCUGCUAUGGUAAUGCUGCGCGAGUAUCUGUUUCUGAUUCAGAAAGAAUUCUACUGCGGAGAGAGUCUUUGAAUUAUCUAAAUCAUGCUGCUCUUUCUGGAAAGGACGAUCCAGAAAUAUUGUACAACCUUGCACUGGAAAAUGCUGUCCAAAGAAAUCUGGAGGCAGCUUUUGAGAGUGCAUUGAUGUACUCAGAAACAGAAGCGGGAAACUCUGGAAGAUGUUGCAAGCUAUUAACACUCAUACUUUCUUCGGAGCAGCGAUAUGCUGAUGCUGAAAGUGUAGUUGAUUUUGCUUUGGAUGAAGCUGGAAGAUUGGACCAACUAGAACUUCUUCGGUUGAAAGCUGUGCUUCAGAUAACUCGGGAACAGCCCCAGCAGGCAAUAGAAACCUACAGAAUCUUGCUAGCUCUGAUUCAAGCUCAAAGGGAAAUUGAAGCAAAGACUUCAGAUCAAGUGAAACAAGUUACCUAUGAGGCACAAGAAGAAAGAAAUCUGGAAAUUUCAGUUUGGCAGGAUUUGGCCCUUCUUUAUGCUAAACUUGGUUCAUGGGCCGAUGCAGAAACUUGUUUGGAAAAAGCCAAGUCAAUCCAUUUCUAUUCUCCUAGAAGCUGGCACACGACAGGUUUGGUAUUUGAAGCUCGAUCAUUGUACAAGGAAGCUCUCGUCUCCUUUUCGCUGUCCUUGUCGUUGGAACCAGAUUACGUCCCUAGCAUUGUUUCAACUGCAGAGGUGCUGAUGAAACUCGGAUCCCAUUCCCUCCCCAUUGCAAGAAGUUUCUUGAUGAACGCAUUACGCAUAGAGCCCGUGCAUCAUGAAGCAUGGUUCAAUCUUGGGAAGCUCUCCAAAAUGGAAGGCUCCCUACAUCAAGCAGCGGAAUUUUUCCAAGCUGCAUAUGAGCUGAAGCUGUCAGCUCCCGUUGAAAACUUUGUAUAGAGAUCUUUCCAUUGUUGAGGGCCAUCACCAAAAGCAGUACGCGAGAGCAUACUACAUGACAGCGGAACUGUUGGCCAUUCGAUUUACUGCUCUUUACUGGCCUGCCAGAUGAAAUGGCAUCGCAAUCCCAUCUAUGCUGGAGUUCAUACUUCAUUGUGCUAAAUUGAUGCUUCUCUUGAAAGAAUUAUCUGUUGCCUGCAACUAAUGCGUACUUACAUUGUAAAAUAAUACUCAUUGCAGGUGAUGGUGGAAUUGCUGGCGAUGAGUUGAUCUAGAAAACCUGUUGACUUUAUUGUAA